UUCCGCGCCAUUCCGCCAGCCCCUGCGGCCGCCGAGGACCGAGGACUACUCGUUCCCCUCACCGCCGAUCUGCUCCUCACGUCAAUCCCCAUCAACAGCCAGCUGCGGGCGAACUCCCCCGAGUCCGAAGUCCUACCAGAAGAUGCAGGCGAAGAAGCUGACUCUGCUGCAGACGGUGGCCGCUGCAGGAGUUUUCUCGGCCGUCUCCUGCUGGUACGGCUUCAUGUUUGGUAGGGAGUCUGCCCGGCGUGAGCUUGGUGGCAUCAUUGAUGACCUCCGCAGCAGCUCCACGACGCCCUCUGCUGAGUCACCUGACUCUCACACUCCCUCCAAACCCUAGUGUGAUCCUCUUCUACAGUGUCAAGAACAAGAAUGGUCAUCAUAAAUGACGAGGUGAGGUAUUUGAAGAGUUUACCAAGUAGUGACAUUGUCAGAUUCUUGUAAAAAAAGAAACAUUGUCAGAUGAAGAUUUAAGCAAUUAGUAGACUGUUUAGCAGGUUUCCUUUUUGUGUAUUUUACACAAAAGAAUUAUGCUACAGUUUGAUUGGGUUGUCAAUACCUUUUCUUCCCCUGAAUAACAAUGUUGUACAUGCGCUCUCCUGAUGAACUAGAAUUAAUCAUGCAUUGUACUGCUGACCAUGAUCAGAUUUUCAUGCCAUGGAAUUAUUUAACUUCUGAGUCGAA
Lolium rigidum is the source of this 684-nucleotide messenger RNA. RefSeq lists its product as uncharacterized. NCBI's taxonomy places the organism in Eukaryota, Viridiplantae, Streptophyta, Magnoliopsida, Poales, Poaceae. The record is from RefSeq and is a predicted model, not a curated record. The coding region runs from base 143 to 340 and encodes 65 amino acids. The transcript has 4 exons.